AACGACGGGCCUCGAUCAGAGGGCUUUGACUUAGUGAAUUGUACCCCCUAUAAAAGGGGUGGCACCCCUCAUUGUAAUGGAUCCGAAUUUGAAUCAAUAUACUCCAACUUUGCAUUCUCUCUCUCUCUAAAACUUAUAUUAUUUCAUACUCUCGGUGGUUUAUAGCCAUCAAAUUGGUGCUUUCAUUGAGAGGAGAGGAACAUACUCGUAGGUUAACUCCCGAACGCGAGAAUGGUGCAAACAAGGAGCAACGUCCCCACCACCUGCCACGUCGUUGGCGAGGAGAAUGCGCCGGGCAGCGGAAACGGUACGGGCGGCAUCGGCUCGACUCCGGACGCGGUCCAGGCGCUGUUCGGCUUGGGGGUGACCGCGGAGCAGCUCCAGGCAGCCGUUGCGGCACUUUCCGCCAUGGGUGGGAACGUGCCCGGCGCCGGAGUUGGCAAAGCUCCGCCCGGUCUCCAUGCCGAACACGUUGCCACUUCCCAACACAAGGGGAAGAAGACCCGGAGGAGUAGAAGGAGGCCCGGCAAAGCCCAGGUGCGCUUAGGAGGUGAAGAGACCCGGGUGUCGGCCUUCGACAAGCUCGAUCGCGGGCCGGAAGGUCACCCGGGCGACCUCCGUCGACAAAUAACCGAAGGCAGGCAGAGGCAUGCAGAGGAGUCCGCGACGUCGGAUGCGCGCUCGGCGAGGCCCGAGCGGAGCGAAGAAAGGCGGGACGGGCGCACCCAGCGUCGCCAUAGUUCAACAAGAACUGAGAAGACAAAGGUCUUUGACCAAGGGGUAUCUCGGCUCGCUCGUGAGAUUGCCGAGCUCAAGCGCCGAGUGGAGACCAGGGCUCCCUACAGCCAGCCCAUCUUGCGGACGGUAACCCCGUUCACUCCGAGGGUAAUGUCGGUUCUGCUGCCGGCAAGCUUCCAGCCGUGGCAGAUCAAGGCCUACAACGGAACGACGGACCCCCAAAAUCAUUUGUCUAAGUUCUAUGCUUCUAUGGAAGCGGCGGCGGCCCCGGACGAGGAGAAGGAAGCCAGAGACGUGCACGGGGCGGAUGACCAAUCUUUGGUGGCCACGUUCCAAGCAGCCCUUCCCCGCGGUGAGGUGAGGAAGGAGCUCCACAAGAAUCCUCCCCCCACGUACCAAGAAACCUUGGCGCGCGCUAAGUUCUUGGCCUCGGAGGAAUUCGAUGAUGCCCCCGACUCCGAGGCCGCGCCGGCCAAGCGAGCCCCCGCAGAUUCAGAGGAGAUAGCGAAGAAGAGGAAGAAGAAGAAAGACUACACUGUGGGCCUGAGGACGCCCUCGGCGGGUGUGUACUCCGUGGGUGCGUCCGUAGGGACGGGUCGAGAGCUGGCCCUCUCCCCGCUCCUGCACGUAGAGACCUAUGCGGUGUCCAGCGGCGCCAAGUAUUGCGAGUAUCAUCGCAACAACACUCAUAACACUAAGGAAUGCUUCACUCUUCAGAAGGAGAUGCAGCGACUCAUCGCCCGAGGGCCGGCUCCGCGAGACGAUGGAGCAGCCCCUUCCCGGAGCCCACCGGAAGGGAGAACGUGGAGGAAGCCAACUGAGCUGGUCGCGGUGGCCACGCAAAAGUGGAAGCACAUGGCCUUCGUCGCCAAGGUCCAACAGGCGCCGGCGCCCAAGCUCGGAAGACGAGAGCAAAUCCAAUUCACGGAGAAGGAUCUUCCGAACACACCGAGCCCCCACCGGGAUGCCUUAGUCGUGAGGAUAAAAAUAAACAACGCCAUAGUGCAUCGCACCUUGGUGGACACAGGAAGCUCGGUCAACAUAAUGUAUGAGAAGACCUUUCAAGACCUCGGCUUGGAUCGCAAGGACUUAAGGCCCGUGCGCACUCCUCUCUCCGGGUUCACGGGGGACUCCAUCAAGGCCGAAGGAGUCAUCACUGUGCCCGUGAUAGUAGGGGAUGGUGCGCACAAGGCCAAGUUGAAGAUGGAGUUCAUGGUUGUGAGCAUCAGCUGCACGCACAACAUGAUCCUAGGACGACCCGGCCUCGAGGACUUGGAAUGUGUGAUCUCCCCAUACUACUUGUGCAUGAAGUUCCCCACUCCUUCGGGAAUCGGGGUAACGAGGGGAGACCAAAAGUUAGCUCGAUCGUGCUAUGUCCGAAUCACAAAGAAGUUGUCGAGGGAUGAGAAUUGGUCGUGCACGCACAAGAAGAAAUGCGGAAGCUGGAAGCACGACCGAAGGCCGAGCCCGCUGAGGAGGUCAAGGAGGUGCUGCUCGACCCUCGAGCACCCGAGCAGAAGGAGCCCGAACGCGCCCUCGUGCAUGUCCAAGUGGGCGGUGUUCCUUGGAGCUUUCCAGAUCGAAUUCAGGCCAAGGGCAGCGAUCAAGGGCCAAGCGCUAGCUGACUUCGUGGUAGAGUGCACCGCUUGGGAGGAGCCGAGCCCGGAAGAGCCGGAAGCCGAUGACUGGUGGAUAGUUUCUCAUAGUAUCCACCGCCGCCGAAAACUCGGGGGUGGAGUGGCGAAUGACGAAAGAAUGAAGAAGUACAAAGAUACCGCUCUAGAGUUACUUAAGAGUUUCACCGCGUAUAGUGUGGAGCAGAUCCCUCGGGCGGAGAAUGCCGAGGCGGAUAUCUUGUCGAAGCUGAGCUCGGACACGCCUGAGCACAUCAGGAGAAUGGCGAACGUGGAAGAGCUGUCCGAGCCGAGCAUCCAUGCUUCCCCUGUGGCAAUGAUCUGUGCUCGACCAAGAGAUUGGAUGGACGACAUAGUCGCCUUCUUGAAGGACGGUGCUCCUCCUCGGAAGGAAGGCCGAGCGUAGACCAUACCUGGAUGUUCUUCCCGGAUGGAGGUCGAACACUCGCGCUCGGCACUCCUCAUAGGAAGGAAGGCCGAGCGCAGACCAUACCUGGAUGUUCUUCCCGG
Messenger RNA from Cuscuta campestris, 2882 nucleotides. NCBI's taxonomy places the organism in Eukaryota, Viridiplantae, Streptophyta, Magnoliopsida, Solanales, Convolvulaceae. The record is from the annotation of a GenBank genome assembly.